Aegilops tauschii subsp. strangulata is the source of this 2230-nucleotide messenger RNA. RefSeq names its product E2F transcription factor-like E2FE. Gene Ontology annotation, cellular component: RNA polymerase II transcription regulator complex. Lineage: Eukaryota; Viridiplantae; Streptophyta; Magnoliopsida; Poales; Poaceae. Gene Ontology annotation, biological process: regulation of transcription by RNA polymerase II. The record is from RefSeq and is a predicted model, not a curated record. Gene Ontology annotation, molecular function: RNA polymerase II cis-regulatory region sequence-specific DNA binding; DNA-binding transcription factor activity, RNA polymerase II-specific.
AGCCAGCCAGCCAGCCGCCCUCUCUACCCAACCCACCCCACGAGCCGCACCGCACAGCGAGCGCAUCGGAAAGAGAAAAUUUCAAAAGCGGGGGGAGGCCGCCACCGCCGCGCCAAUUCGUUCGAGCACACGCCGGAUUCCCUUUCAACGGCCGGCGCCCCCCACCCCGCGCCCGCCCGCCCGCCCGCAGAUCUAUCCGUCUAUAUUAACGCCGCGACAAUUCUCUCCUCCGAUCCGAUACCGCCCACCACGCCACGCCACGCGACACAGAUCCUGCCUCUGCCCGCACGCGGAUCGGCGGCGGCGACGACGAUGUCCGCGGCGCCCCACUCUUCGACAGCCGUGGAGACGCCGACGGCGACGGCGGUGGCGCCGGCGCCCCUCCCGCGGCUUCCGAACCCGCUGCCGCUGCCGCUGUUCGCCGAGCGCGGCGGGGGCGCGAGGCUACGCCACCACGCCUACAGCCGCAAGCAGAAGUCGCUCGGCCUGCUCUGCUCCAACUUCGUGGCCCUGUACGACCGGGACGGCGUGGAGUCCAUCGGGCUGGACGACGCAUCCAGGCGCCUCGGCGUCGAGAGGCGCCGGAUCUACGACAUCGUCAACGUGCUCGAGAGCGUCGGGAUCCUUGCGAGGAAGGCCAAGAACCGCUACUCCUGGAUAGGCUUCGGAGGGGUCCCGAUGGCGCUGCGAGAGCUCAAGGAGAGGGCAUUGAGAGAGAAGUCUGGCCUGGCUCCUCUGCCAGUGGAGGAGCUAUCUGCUGCCAAUAUGUCCGAUGACGAGGACGAUGAUAAGCUGGGUGAUCCGGAGGCCGAAACAGAGGGUGACAAGCUGAGCCAGACUGUUGACAAUCCUUCUGACAUGCCUGAUGCACCUCCCUGCCGGCUUAGAUCUGAUCAUAGGAAGGAGAAGUCUCUUGGGUUGCUCACUCAAAAUUUUGUGAAGCUGUUCCUCACCAUGGAGCAGGUUAGCACGAUCUCACUUGAUGAAGCUGCAAAGUUCCUCCUUGGGGAAGGCCAUGAGGAGUCCAAUAUGAGAACUAAAGUCCGGAGAUUAUAUGACAUUGCUAAUGUGCUGUCUUCACUGAAGCUCAUUGAAAAGACACAAGUGGACACAAGGAAGCCUGCAUUCCGGUGGUUGGGCAUGGCGGGGAAACCAAAAGCAGAAAAUGGUGUCACGGUUGUUGCAUCCCCAGCAAGGAAGACUCUGUCAAACAAGAGAGUCUUUGGAACUGAACUCACUAACAUUGGUAUAAAUAGAAGCCAGCUGGAACCAACAAUCCAGAAGAAAGCGAAGCUGGCACAGGGCGGUGCUGAUAUCUUGAAGAGCUACAACGUGGCCGCGCAGAAGCAGCCCGGGCAGGUUAACAAGAGUGGUUUUGUUUAUGGGCCUUUCCACCCUUCUUGUGCAAGAAAACAGGAGCCUGAUGACUGUAAUAAUUGGGAGAGCCUUGCCGAUUCAUUUCGACCGCAGUACCAGAACCCAGAUGUUAAUUUCUGAUAGGAAAAUACUUGUCGUUGAUUGUGCUGGAAAUAGGAAUUACAGUAUGACUAGCAAUCUAGCUGAAGUUACAGCAUGAGGCCUACUGCAUUUGCCCUGACACGCCUUUGGUUGCUGUGCUUCUUAUUUGCCAUGCAUACUUGAGGAGCAGAAAUAUGCCAUAUAAAGUGAAUCAUGUUAUUCGUAAUCAACCUUCCAAAUGAAACUAUCAUGCUGUAUUUGUAGUGUGUGAUGCUUAUUUGAAAUAUGUAAGAAAUACUAUUACAGUUGCUACACUCAUACUAGAUUUCACGGCUGCUCAUAAUUUGGUAUCUGUAAUAUUUUAGUUGGUGUUAGUUAGUAGACUCGGUCUAUGCAAGUGGUAGUUCCCUGAAUAAUUUCUAGCACAAAAGAAGUUGCACAUAGCUCCAUACAUAUAUGAAUAUGCAUAUCUAUGUGAUUUUGGAAAUCAUGCUAGAUUCAUAGAAAUAGCAUGGGAGCUGCUCUCUGACUCUCUGGAAGCAAGUUCAAUGUUUUUUCGACUAUAGUAUUUACUGGCCAAUUCUAUUAUUUUCCAUCAAUUGCAGCGCUCUGACCUCUUUGAGAAUUUCUCAAGGGAAAAAGCUUGUAGUUGACAUUUUCAUGUGGUUCUGUUGCUUGAACUUCCAGGCAUUGGAUCAGUAUGAGACAUUGAAUCUUCUCCGUUAUAAUGUAAAAAAACUGACAGUUUUUGUCCCAUCUUUUUUUUUUCUGA